Echinops telfairi (small Madagascar hedgehog) is the source of this 3561-nucleotide messenger RNA. RefSeq names its product tudor domain containing 7 (gene TDRD7). The coding region runs from base 1 to 3312 and encodes 1103 amino acids. Gene Ontology annotation, biological process: lens fiber cell differentiation; lens morphogenesis in camera-type eye; spermatogenesis. The record is from RefSeq and is a predicted model, not a curated record. NCBI's taxonomy places the organism in Eukaryota, Metazoa, Chordata, Mammalia, Afrosoricida, Tenrecidae. The transcript has 16 exons.
AUGCUGGAAGCAGAUCUGGUUUCAAAGAUGCUGCGGGCUGUUCUACAGUCUCACAAGAAUGGAAUAGCUUUGCCCCGGCUCCAAGGAGAGUACCGAUCGCUGACUGGAGACUGGAUCCCGUUCAAGCAGCUAGGUCACCCUACACUGGAGGCCUACCUACGGAGUGUGCCAGCAGUCGCCAGGGUAGAGACCAGUCGAUCUGGAGAGAUAACCUGCUAUGCCGUGGCGUGCACAGAAACGGCACGCAUCGCCCAGCUGGUGGCUCGCCAGAGGAGUUCUAAAAGGAAAGCGGGGCGGCAAGUUAAUUGCCAAAUGAGAGUGAAGAAAACCAUGCCGUUUUUCCUAGAAGGAAAGCCCAAAGCAACCCUCAGGCAGCCAGGAUUCUCAUCAGAUUUUCCCAUCAGCAAGAAGCCUACUCCACCACUGUUGAGAGAGAAAGGAACCGCUCUUGGAGUGAAGUCGGGUGCUGAAAUGCCUCCUUACCCAUUCCACACAACGGUCGGCAGUGAGAUAUUCAGCAGUGCCCCGGCGCAGAGACACGUGGUCUUGCCCACCACCAACAGGUUUAGUCCAAAGACAUCUCUUCCACCAGCGUUUCAGAUGCAUCUGUCAAGAACUUGUGCUAUGGACAGGAGCGAUAAUUUAAAUCAGACUGUUGAAAAACCAAAUAUCGCCCCACCUGCCUCUUACCCUUAUAAAAUGGAUGAGGUGCAAAACCGCAUCAAGGAAAUAUUGAGCAAGCAUAACAAUGGCAUUUGGAUAUCUAAACUGCCACAGUUUUACAAAGAGCUAUAUAAAGAAGAACUUAACCGAGGAGUGUUACAGCAAUUUGAACACUGGCCUCACAUUUGCACGGUGGAGAAACCGUGCAGUGGUGGUCAAGAUUUGCUGCUUUACCCCGCUAAGAGACCACAGCUUUUGAGAAGUGAAACGGACCAUGAAAAAGUGCCUCCACUCCCGAUACCUGCUGAAAAGCCAAAGCCUCCAUCCGAAGAGCAUCCGCCGGUUAUGCCCGGAGACUUGAAAGAGAAAGUGGCCAGGCUGCUGGAGAAAUACAGGAGCGGCCUUUGGGCCAGCGCUCUCCCAAAAGCCUUUGAGGACAUGCACAAGGUCAAGUUCCCCGAGGAUGGCUUAAACAACCUGGCCUCGCUCUCUGAUGUGUGCACCAUAGACUACGUUUCUGGAAAUCCCCAGAAGGCCAUUCUCUAUGCUAAACUUCCAGCGGCCACGGACAAAAGCCUCCGUGAUGCAGGGCAAGGCCAGGGCGACUGUGAUAUCAAGUGCAUGAUCAAACAGGAGUAUUUGCAGAUUGAAGAGAGCCUGGGGAAAGCCAGCGUUGCUGAAAGUGAGGAUGUCUUCCUGGGGCAUGCUGCAGUCCCCCCGCUGACCAUUCCCACCGAGCCCUCGCCGUCCGUACUGGUGGUUGAGCUGAACAACACGAAUGAAGUGGUUAUCAGGUAUGUGGGCAAGGACUACUCUGCCGCUCAAGAGCUGAUGGAAGACGAGAUGAAGGAGCACUACAGCAAGAGCCCCGGGGUCGCACCUGUCCAGGCUGUGCACGUGGGGCAGUUGCUGGCAGUGAAGGUCGAGGAGGAUGCUUGGUUACGGGCACAGAUCAUCUCAGUAGACGGCAGCAGAAUAAAGGUAUGCUAUGUUGACUAUGGUUUUAGUGAAAAUGUUGAACGGAACAAAGCAUACAAGUUGAAUCCUAAGUUCUGUGCACUUUCAUUCCAAGCGGCCAAGUGCAAGCUGGCAGGAUUGGAGUUUCUGAGUGAUGACCCUGACUUAGUGAAAGUGGUGGAAUCUGUGACCUGUGGGAAGAUCUUUGCGGUGGAAAUCCUUGACAAAGCUGAGGUGCCCCUCGUGGUUCUGUAUGACACCUCCGGGGAAGACGACAUCAACGUCAACGCCACCUGCUUAAAGGCCAUCUGUGACAGGUCCCUGGAAGCUCACCUUCAGGUUGAUGCCAUGUACACAAAUGUCAAAGUGACCAAUAUUUGCUCCGAUGGAACACUCUACUGCCAGGUGCCCUGCAAGGGUCUGAACAAACUCAGCGACCUUCUACAUAAGAUAGAAGACUACUUCCAUUGUAAGCACGUGACUUCGGAGUACUUCAUCCCCAUCCCCUUCUGCGGGAAAAUCUGUCUCUUCCAUUGCAAAGGGAAAUGGGCACGCGUAGAGAUCACAAACGUCCACAGUAGCCGGGCUCUCGAUGUCCAGUUCCUGGACUCCGGCACUGUGACAUCUGUGAAGGUGUCGGAGCUCCGGGAAAUCCCCCCGAGGUUCCUACCAGAGAUGAUCUCUGUCCCACCUCAGGCGGUCAAGUGCUGUUUAGCAGACCUCCCACAGUCCAUCGGCAUGUGGACCCCCGAUGCUGUGCUCUGGCUGAGAGAUUCCGUUCUGAAUUGCUCGGACUGCAGCAUUAAGGUGACAAAAGUGGAUGAAACCCGAGGGAUCGCACAUAUUUAUCUAUUCACUCCCAAGAACUUCCCCGACCCUCACCGCAGCAUCAAUCGGCAGAUCACCAACGCAGACCUGUGGAAGCAUCAGAAGGAUGUGUUCCUCAGCACCUCACCCAGUGGGGCCGGCUCGCCCAACAGCAAAAGUGGCAGCUCCCCCGGGGAGGGCCCCUCCGGGGAGAGUUUGAGGAAGACACCUGUGGAGGUCGUCAGAAAGGCGGUGGUGGACCACCCCCACCUCUUCCCUGUGGAGGAACUGCCGCCUCCUGUCCAACUGUCGAAGCCAGGGGAGCACAUGGAUGUGUACGUGCCCGUGGCCUGCCACCCCGGCUUCUUUGUCAUCCAGCCGUGGCAGGAGAUCCAUAAGCUGGAGGUUCUGAUGGAGGAGAUGAUUCUCCACUACAGCGUGUCUGAGGAGCGCCACGUGGCCUUGGAGAAAGACCAAGUGUAUGCUGCAAAAGUGGAAAACAAGUGGCAUAGGGUACUCUUAAAAGGCAUCCUGACCAAUGGCCUGGUAUCCGUUUACGAGCUGGACUACGGCAAGCACGAAUUAGUCAACAUGAGAAAAGUGCAGCCGCUGGUGGACAUGUUCCGGAAGCUGCCCUUCCAAGCGAUCACAGCUCAGCUCGCUGGUGUCAGGCAGCUCCAGUGGUCAACGGAAGCUUCGAUGGUGUUUCGCAAUCACGUGGAGAAGAAACCACUGGUGGCCCUGGUGCAGUCAGUUACUGAGAACGCUAACCCUUGGGACCGGAAAGUAGUGGUCUAUUUGGUAGACACAUCGCUGCCAGACACGGAUAUCUGGAUCCAUGACUUCAUGGCAGAGUAUCUGGUAGAGCUUUCAAAAGUUAAUUAAUCACUGCUUCUGAGAAACCUUGACAACUGAUUUAAAAAAAUCAUUAUUGUAUUUUUUUAGCAAUAACAAAAUAUAGUAGACUUAAAUAUAUAUAUAUUUAUAUCAUCUCCGCUACAUGGUUCUGACUCUUGUAGGGGAUUGCAAAGAAUAUGCUUAUGUUUGAUGACAGAGGGUUUAACAAGUUUUGCUUUAACUGUUAACUUUUCCACAAAAAAUGCCUCUUGAAUUAUUACUGUAAUAUUAAAAUAA